UGGGGGAGAAGCGGGGCAGCCAGGCGCACAAGCCGGGGCGAAGACACAGCGUGAACGGCGAAUGGCAAACCAAUUCCGCCCAGUUUUACCGGAGAAAAAUGCCAAAGGAGACGGAGACGAUGUGCGCACACGGGUAGUUCCCGCCCGCAACACCGUCCGCUGAACUGCGCGUUAAAACCUCCGAGACGCAUCAUGGCAAACGUGAAAGUUGCCAUUCGAGUCCGUCCUCUCAGCGCCAGGGAGAGUGCGGAGGGAGGAAGGCUCGCUGUGCAGGUGGAGGAUAAGUUUGUGAGGAUCCGAAAUGUGAAGCUGGAUGGACGUACGGAUGGAGCUGUGGACCCGAGGGAGAAGCUUCUAGAGUUUGGUUUUGACUACUGCUACUGGUCGGUCGACCCUGCGGACCCUCACUAUGCCUCGCAGGAGGAGGUGUUCCAGGACCUGGGUGUGUCGGUGCUGGCCGGAGCUUCAGAGGGCUACAACGUGUGCCUGUUUGCCUACGGCCAGACUGGAUCUGGGAAGACGUACACCAUGAUGGGAACGCCGGACUCCAUAGGCUUAACCCCAAGGAUCUGCCAGGGUCUCUUUAGGUCUGAAGACACUUUUCCUGAAGGACAGAACUCGAGCAGAGUGGAGAUAAGCUUCCUGGAGAUCUAUAAUGAGCGCGUGCGAGACCUGCUGAGACGGGGAGAGCAGAAGAAGAGAGCCUCCCUAAGGGUCCGAGAGCACCCGGAGAAAGGCCCCUACGUACAAGACCUGUCGCAGCAUGUGGUGUCAGACUGCAAGCAGGCCAUGGACCUUUUGGAGGAAGGCAUUGCCAACCGCAUCACCGCGGCAACCCACAACCACGACGCCAGCAGCAGAUCCCACGCCAUCUUUACCAUCCAGUACACACAGGCGAUACUGGAGGACAACCUUCCUUCAGAAAUUGUCAGCAAGAUUAACCUGGUGGACCUCGCUGGAAGUGAGAGGGCCGACCCCAGCUACUGCAGGGACAGACUGACGGAGGGCUCCAACAUCAAUAAGUCCUUGGUCACCUUGGGCAUCGUCAUCUCUGCUCUCGCCCAGAACUCCCAGAUGUCCAGCAGCUGCCAGAGCAUCAACAGCAUGGCCUCCGAGGGUGACGGCAGCACGGUGGGCAGCCACAGCAGCUCCUUGUCUGGGGGAGGAGGAGGAGGAGGAGCAGGAGGAGGUGGGAGGAGGCACUGCUUCAUCCCCUACAGAGACUCGGUCCUCACCUGGCUGCUCAAAGACAGCCUGGGCGGCAACUCCAAGACCAUCAUGAUCGCAACCGUCUCACCCUCUGCCAGCAGUUACAGCGAGACCCUCAGCACCCUGCGCUACGCCGCCCAUGCCCGAAACAUUGUCAACAAACCCCGUGUUAAUGAGGACGCCAGUGUUCGGCUCAUCAGGGAGCUGAGGGAGGAGAUUGACAGGCUGAAGAGCAUGCUGCUCAGCUUUGAAAUGCAGCGUAAUCCCAGCCCAUCCCUGAGUGAUGAGAGGGAUGGAAAUCUCUCUGACAUUGUACUCCAGAACGAACUAAAGGUGGAGCAGCUGACAAAGGACUGGUCAGAGAGCUGGAGGGACAAAAAGGAGCUGCUGGAGCAGUACAGUGUGGACAUCAACAGAGACCGAGCCGGCUUCCUCAUCAACUCCCUCCAGCCACACCUCAUUACCCUGGAUAGAGAUGUUCUCAGCACCGGGGUCAUCUUCUAUCACCUCAGGGAAGGGGUUACCCGCAUUGGACCUCAGGACCAACUAGAAGAGCCGCAAAUUAUUCUGCAGGGCAGUGCCAGCUGUGAGAUCGAGAACCAGGGGGGCGUGGUGACUCUCAGGCCGGUGCCGGGAUGUGUCUGUCUGGUCAACGACAGGGAGGUCACUGAGCCGUGCAGACUGGCUCAAGGGAGCGUGAUCACCUUGGGAGGAGUGCACAAGUUCCGCUUCAACCACCCGGCAGAGGCAGCUGUCCUCAGGGAACGCAGACGGGCUAGUGAAGGGGGGCUAACCUGCAGCUACAGCGACCUUCGUCCACUGACCUCUGACCAAAGAGUUGGAGGAGUGGAGCUCCAGGGGCAGCCGGGUGCCUGUCUUUCCCCCAGCGAGGAGCCUCCUGCCAGGCAGCGCGUGGAGGAGCAGCAGCGCUAUGUGGAGUGUUUGCGACAGGAGAUACAGGCUGAACAGAGGCGGGCUGAGAGAGAGCUGGAGAGGGAGCAGGCCCACCUCCGACAGCAGCACACAGAGAUCCAGCAGUGGAUUUUGCAGGAGAAGCAGCGCCUGGUGACCCUAGAGCAGAGAGGGACCCAAGAGUUUGGAGUUCAGACAGACCUUUUCCCUGUCCCCCUCCUGGAAAGACUGACUAGUCAGGGCUCCGAGGGCCAGGAAAGUAGGCCAGUGGAGCAUCCAUCACAGGUUGUGAGGGCCAGGAAGAAGGCAGUGCAGGAGGAGUUACUGAAACAUCACGCCCUGUGUCGUGCUGAGAGUCGCAUCCGUCGGAAGAGGCUGCACUAUCAGCUGGAGAGGAUUGCUCGCAAACGUCACCUGUUGGAAGCUAAGCGGGAGUUGCAGCGUCUAGAAAAUGCCCUUCCUCCGGGGCUAGAGAGUCCAGAGUCUCCAGAGUUGGUAUCCCCAUCACAUCCCAGAGGACGACCAUUUGUUUCACGUAGACACUCAUUCUCAGCAGAUCUCCUGUCCCGGCUCUAUCCCCAGCACACCCCUAUUUUCAGCCAUUUCCUGAAGAGAAACAGAUCUACAGAGUUGUCUUUGAAUUCCUCCGGAAUGUCUGAUUCCAUCAGCUGCAGGAAGUGGGUUUCUGAUGAGUGUCUUCCACGGGAAAGGUCCAGGAGUUGCUCCAACACUCUCUCCUCAAGACAGAGUCAGGGCUUCAGGAGCAGAGUCAGCUCCUCGGAAAACCUCAAACAGACUGCCAAGGAGGAGCCCCAAGCUCAGCGUUGCCGGGAACGUCCAGAAAGAAAACCUCUACUCCCAAAACGAGGCCUGUCUUUUAUGAACACUCAGAAUCCAACAGUUAGCUUGAAGUCACCACAGAGAACUGCUUUACCACCAAUCAACAACGAAAACAUAAGGGGACCCACAACAGACAAACCCAGUUCUCAGCAUGUAUCAUGUAAAAAUGUGAAGACUCCAUCCAGUGGAAGUAGCAAAGGACUAGAAACCAUCAGGAAGGCUUUCUCUCGCUCUGUUGGGCCUAGAUUAAAGAAAGCUCUGACCAAAGUGUUCAGAAAACCACCAUCGGGAGUAAAUGGAGUACGAGGCCCCAAACGUCUGGGGAGGAUAGCAAGCAAUUUUCACUGGAGACAAAGCAAAGAUAGUAGCCUUAAAGAGACCAGGAUGAACAAAAAUAAAUGCACUAUUAAAACAACUGUUUCAUGUGAGCAGCUUAACCAAAAGACUUUUUUAGGGGACGUUAGACAGAGACGGUGGCACAGUACAGAAGCUCUAAUGAACAAGACCGGUCGAUGGGUGGAGAGACAGCAGGGAUUGGCCGGAUGGGAGGAGGAUGAGGGGGAAGUGGAAAGAGAGAGGGAUGAAGGUUCCUCAGACUGUGACAGCAUUUUCUCCCUUGACUCCCUAUCCUCUGCCUAUGCAACAGCCCUAGCAGAACAGCUGAGACAUGAGGAGGAAGCUCAGAGUGAGGCAGAGAGUGAAGACAGUCAGAUGUCUAAAGACUCCUUAGCUGUGGAGAGAAGCAAGAACGAUUCUACAGUUGAGCGACUUGUUAGGACAGUGGUGCCCACAUACUCAUUGGUGACACAGUCCUCCUGUCCAUCCAUACAGCACAAAACGAUAUCAGAGGGCAGUUCUGGUUCAGAAAGGGACAGCCAUCGGAAACCUCUGGAAAUCCCAGCAGAGGCAUAUUGGAGCCAGCAUGGCUCACCUAAAACAAGAGUGAGUGGGGAAAUUGGUGCAACAAAGGAGCUUCCGUCUCAUAACCUUCCAGUUACAGAUUUCAGAGGCAAAGACAAUCUACUCAAAUUUAAUGAGGAGUUUGGAGACAUGCAGAACACUUCGACUAGCAGCCCAAGGUCCCUCAGCAGCUGUAGUGUGAGGGAGCCAGAAGGCCUGCUGGCUCUCACAGACGCUUGGUCAUCCACUGAUGCAGCAGACAGUCCCAGGAUUCACAGGGAUUCUCUACCUUUCCGAAGGAGAAUGGUGUUCAGAGCCGUAGAGAGCAGCAGCAGUCCCAGCCCAAUCAGCAUGAACCUCUCAGACUCUCAGAGCGGAUGUAGAAGCUGUAGCUCAAUGUCUACCAGCACUGAAGGUGUAAAUGUAACAGUUGAGGAACAGAGCCUUGAGGUUUCUGGUUGUACAUCAGAUACAUUAGAUUUUCAAGACAGUCAGAUAGUACCAGCAGCACAGGAUGCCCUUCAAUCAGGGAGUCUGUCAUCAGAGCAGUCUGGGGGUACAUCAGAAAGUGUGGAGAAGAUAUUUAUAGAUGCUCCAAACUACAACAGCACCAAGUGUCCAGCGUCCUUGACCCCUUCAGAUGGAUUUGCCUGUGUAUCACAUACUGAAAUUCACCAUACCACACCAGCAGCACAAGGGCAUGUCAAAUUACAUGAGGUUUUCAGUGAUACAGCUAAUGUGCUGACUGUUGGUAUGAAUAUGUCCUCUGACACUGAAAUGUGUACCUCAGAUUAUCAAUCAAAUGCCUGUUUAUCAACAAAUGCUGGCAUACAAGGUGAAAUACUGGAGAUGUCUAACACUAAAAGUGCCUUUAAGCCGUCCACAGAAGAUGAUGCACUGUGCAAUCUAGAUGGUGAAACGGAAAAGUUGAAAGAUCUACAGCCAUAUGAGGUUGGGAAUACCAAAGAUGUGUUACUUAAAAGUGAGGAAACGUCACAUAAGGUUGAAACCAAAGGCAGUGAGCAGUACUUUGCACAAGAGCAGGAACAUGUUAAAUCUGCUUGUAAAAAUUCCAGGAAGAGGAACAAAGGCCUGCAGGAUUCUUUCAUGGGCAGUUUGAAAAUUCCAAAGCGGAGCAACGGCGGAGAGUUGGAAACAUUUUGCUCCACACCUAUGAGCAGCCAGGAAGCUGUUUGGCCUGAUGACAAUAAUAAUACCAGUGACGUGAAAGGGAGACAGUCUGUUGUGGAAGUCAACAGUCCAAGAUUUGAUUCUGCUUACACUGAUGGCAGUAUAGAACAAGGCAAAAUGACUAAACUGGCAUCACUAGUGUCUGAACCCAUGUGCAGCAAUCUUGAACAGACUUGCCAGAUUUUUGAAGAUUCUCAAAGCUGUCUUAAAAGUGGUUACAUUUCUUCUCAGAAUGGUACCUCUAUGGAAGAGAGUAAAGCAAGUGGAAAAGGUGACAAAACAAGACAGGAUGUGGUUUUAGAAAAGCAAGGUGAAGAGUCCCACAUCGAUAACCAGAGUGCACAUACCAAAAAUGGAAAAAAUGGGCAGCAUUGGGAUGCUAUAUGUAGUGCCAUUGACCUUAGAAUCUCAGAGGUGGUGAAAGAACACAUGAAAUCAUUGAUGGAUGGAGAUGGUGUCUGUGAGAAUCUAAGUCAAAGCCUGAAUACCUUGUCAUCAAACAACAAAGAAAAGAACCCACCCACUUGUCAUCUUGGCCAUAACUCUAAAUAUGGAGAGAAAGAAAGGCAGCUUAGAGAUGACAGGAGUGAUAAAGAGGUGAUGAAAGAAGGGGCAAUCCAUAUAAAAAAUCCUUCCAUGACACAUGGCAACAUUCAAAGUGAAAGGAUAGUGCACCCAAGUGAAAAUAUGGUGUCAGAUAUUCCCACUGAGAAGAGUGCUUGCCAUGAGAGCAAAACGCUUGCAUCUACAAAAGAAACACACAAGGUUAACUGUGCUCCAAGCUUUUCAGAAACAAAGUCAAACAAGCCAGUAAAUAAUCACUCUGUUUCCCCAAGCUCCUCUGAUAAAAGCCAAACAAUCCAAUUAAAUCUGACAUUGAACAGCCAUGUAGAAUCUGAGUACACUGACAGCCCCAAAUUGCAACCCAUUAGUUUGUAUUACGUAAAUGAUUCCACUUCACAAAGAAAAUGUAUUUUUUCUCAAGGAAACACCCCACAGAAAAAUGCCUCAUUUGUGGAAAUUAAUGAUGUAGCUAAAGAGAGAGAUCCAUGCCAUCUUAUUCCUACCAGCUAUGAUCUUCAGUCUCAACAGCAGGUCAGCCAGAGCUGCUUGGUUGCCCCCGCACUGAAUCCUGAUAACUUGCAGCCUCACCAAAUUCCCCCUGACACAUCAUCCUCCAUGUGUGCCACACAAAUGAAAAGUCACUAUCAGCUAACAGCUACCAGUACUCCCAUAAAUGAUGUCAGUAUGAAAUCAGCAUCCAAUAUUCAAGAUAAAGACAAUUGUCUAUACAAACAGAAGUCACCCAAUUCUGGGUGUGACAGAGAUGACAAAACGGAGACCAGAACAGCUCCAACCCAGUUGGAUAACUUUACUCAAACUUGUUUGGUCAAUAUGAAUUAUAACAACAAAUACCAUGUUGGAAAAGGGCUAAAUUCUCAGUGCAAGGUCAACAACUUGACACAAAACAAUACCGUAGGUUGUCCUGGGGUCAAAAUUGACAAUAUGACGUUAACCUCCAAAACCCUGGCACAGGCUCCGACAAUCUUUGUAGAAUCAAAAAACGAGACAAGUAUUUCUGCUUCUCUAUGCAAAAUACCACAGCGAAAUUGUGACACAGACCUAAGUGGUUAUGGAUAUCCGACAUCCAAAGAUGGGGAGAUAAACUCAACUGGCAGUAAACAGGGUGUUUCUGCUCCUAAGCCAAAAAAGGGCAAGUCGAAGAGAUUCAGAAAGUCAGUGAUGCAGGUUCAUCUUACCACCUCUUCUGAUUCCUCGCUCAAAUCUUCAUCAGAUGAGGACGAUGACAUAACCUCCAGGGUGCAUCGCAGCAGGCCCUCAGCUCGAGUAAAACCUGAAACUCAGAGUAAUUUCAAACAGGAAGGCUCACAGACUAGAGGUAACAACACAGAAAUUUCCACAUUCAAGUCAACAGGAAAAUCUAAAAUAGAGACUUGCUGUAGUGGAACCCCUGGUGAGGAUCAGGUUGUUUGUAAAGAGCACAGGCUGACAGGACAUCUUUCACCCCUUCAAGCAGUGUCAAAAAACACAAAUACAGAAAAAAUCAUCCCCUGUAGUAAAGAAAGUGACCCACAACAUCCACUGCAGCCUCAGGACUCUCUCAUGCGCUUUGCAUCGAGUGACAUUAACCCCUUUGUCCACCAGUGGCAAGAUGAUGACUCAAAUCAACGGUGUUACAAGAACCCAGCAUUUGGAAGUGCUGCUGACCUAUCCUGCAAAUCUCCACUUUUGAACUGUGCUGAGAAGCAGAUGACAAGAUGCUGUAGUGUUGACGAUGGUUUGAAUGGGCAGAACUCUCCUUUCUACUCCCAUCUCAGCACUUAUGCCAACAACAACAAGGGGCUCUCAAGUACUCUCAGUAGUAUUGAGGAUUAUAAAGAAAAGACCAUAUGUCAACUUACCCCAUGUAAACAACCGUCCUUUGGUGACAAUCACCUUGUCAGUGUCACUGCUAACAGCAACUCUUCGAGUAAUGAUGUUCCCAGUGGUACUGGUAGCAACUCUGGUCAUGUUGAUGAGAUCAUGUUGGUUUACUCUUCUGAGCAAGAGUCUCAGGCAAACAAAACCCAAGCUCAAAGAAGGAGAACAUGUGAACAUGGCACUCAGACUUCUGAGUGUGGCCUUCAUACAAAUCUGGUUAAUACAUUUACCAUUAGUAGUGCUCUGAAAAGGAAGGAGCGCCACCAAAGGAGCAGCACUCAUUCACCCGCAACACGGACAACCACAGAGAACAUCAAAGAAUCAGCCACAUGGGCAAGCAUGGAGAACAUGUCGGCUCACCUCUCGCAGCUGAUUAACAGCACCUCAGAUCUGCUGGGGGAUGUACAGGGAAUGAGAACAGGGGAGGUUUUAAAACCCAGCCCGAAGAGAAAUGUCAGCAUCUCGAAUACCAGUGUCUCCUACAGUUACUCUAAAGAUUGGACCAAGAGAGACUGUUCAACCCAAACGGUGGUAGAUAUUGGGAUUCAGACAGAAAGGCCUUCAACACCAAUGGAAAAAAGAAAGGCUGUCCAACACACAGCACCCAGUGAAAGAUCCAAAUCCCAUGAAGUCAAUGUGAUAGUCAAAGUGAUUGGUUCUGAGGUUCUCAGUGUGUCUCAAGAGGAUGUUGUGCCUGUUAUGUUCAAAACUAAACCUAACACAGAUGAAAAGAUACAGAGCAUGCCUGACCUGAGAUUUAACACCUCUGCUGCAAGAGAAGUAUCUGGCUUGCAAUCAGAGAAUACCUCUCACAAAAUAUCCCCUAUGGAGACUGCAGUUGAAUGUCAGAAACGUAUAAAAUCUGCUUGUUCAAGGACCUCAAAGCAAAGCACGCCUGAGGCACAGUCCCCCAAAAGUGCAGUAUCUGAAAUCGCCCGCAGAUCUUCAAAAAACAGCCUCCAAGAAAGUCAUAGCCCCUCUGUAAAAAAUGACCCAUCUCCCUGUUCAAAGAAACAGGCUAGAUAUACAGACCGUGCAUCAUCACCCAUUCUCACUGUGGGAGCAAGGAUAAGUACGAAGCAGAGAGGAAAACAGUCCUCACUGUGCCCUCAAAAGCAUAAAGAUGAAAACAAAAAACACAUUUCCCAUACCAAAGAAAGCCUUACUGUGCCUUCUCUUGGUCUCAGUGAACAAUCAGCAAGCAUAUCUAUUUCAGACAACAAUCAAAUUUCCAGACGGCAGUGUGAUGUUUCCUCCAGUAAAUCACUAGAAUCCAUAUCUCUUGAUAAGGUGAGUGAAAUGAGUUGCUCAGGUCCUAAGGGAUCUGAUCAGUGUUUCACAAGCCUUAGUUCAUCACUGGAUAGCGAUGCAGACACUGACAGGAGAAAUGCUACCCAUACAAAAAAGGGUAAUCCCCCAAAUGGCACAAAAUGGCAGACAGCCCCUUUGCAUACUGCUCAGUGGAGAGGCCCUACUGCUAGUAAUGUCUUAAAUAUGCAGAACCAUGCCUCUCCCACACUGGGACAGGCUGACUCAGACAAACAUGAGUCAAAAUCUAGACGUGGCAAUGCUCUAAACUACACAGCAGCACUGGUGGGAUACCAACCAACACGAGAGUUUGAUUCUGCAGACAUUUGUAAUGAUGCCUACAACUCCUCCCCUGUCAGUGACAGGACUGUCCUACUUCAAGAGGAUGACAUGGUGUCAUCGGCGCCCAGUGAAUGCAAUACAGACAUCCUUGUGAACAUCAAACCCAUAACCAGCAUGUCCCCAAGUCAAGACCACCAGAGGAUCCCAGAGGACUUGCCCCUGCACAAUAAGUUCACCAACUGGUCAGGUAUCAGCCAUCAACAAUCUCACCGAUGCUCUAAUUUCCCCAACAAACUUGACGAAUAUCUUGCCAAUGUCCAUGACACCAGCAGAAACUUUGUCGAAUGGGGUGAAGUGGAGAGUAAUGGCUUGAAUGUGGAGUCUGUGGUGCAGAGAGAGAGAAAGGCGAGGGAGAUAGAGAAGCUGCGACAAGAGCGGGAGCAAGUGAUGGCUACAGUCAGUCUCAGCAUGAACCCUCCACCGCUGACUGUGGAGCUGACGGAGGCCAAGCUCCAUUAUGGCCUGGGAGAGACAGAUACGCUGUUAAAGAUGCUGUCCCCUUGGUCCAAACAGGAGGGGGAGCCACUGACUUCUCUUCCCAGCAAACAGCAGCUAUAUGAUAGACACCGAAGGAGCAUUGAGGGUUUGAGGCAGGAGAGGGAGGAGCGUCUUCAGACCUGUCGGAGAACUCGCAGUUUGAGUCCCGGGAAGCAUCCUCACUCUCCUCCUCAGGAAGUCGUGUCCUCCUCCAGAGUUUUUGCCAUGCCCAGCCGCCGUAAGGAGUUCCUGCAGCAGCUCCGCCAAGAAGUGAUAGACAGCUCUCGAAUACAAGACCCUCCCAGAGGAGAGGCCCAUUACCCAUCUGAAAUCGAGCACCUACUACGGGACUACAGCCGAGCCCGUGAGGAGGCCAGGACGGAGAUUGCGAAGGCACGGGAGCGACUGCGAGAGAGGACGGAGCAGGAGAAAAAGAGGCUUCAGCAGCAGGCUCUGUCUCAGGGAGUUAAGGAUGACUUGAGAUAUCGGACGAGAAUCAGCAACAGCACCUUGUGCACAGGAUCCAGCCUGAGCCUUUCCUCUGGGCCGACAUCAGGCUACAACAGUGGCAACACAGUUCAGCUAAAAGAUGGCAACAAACCCGCUCUAAUCGGACAGACAUCGGGGUUCCAGGACGAAGUGCUGAAGGUCAGGACACGUCCUCCUAUAUCUGGUGCUCAGAGUGUGAAGACCCAGAGAGUCUGGCUGUCUGCCCAGGAUGUCAGCCUCGAGCCCCCUGUCACAGGGUUCGAGCCCCUGAUGACCUCAUCUCCAUCAUCCCCAACCUGUACACGUCAACGCACCGCCUCCUUUGGCUCCAUCUCUUCCAUAUCCACAGCCUAUCAGGAUAUCACAUCUACUCUCCUUGGUCGAGCUCUGGCUGAGGUGCGACUUGCUUCAUCCGGGGAUUUGAGCAACCUGGUGAUGGGCAAAGCCACAGCAGGCUGGAGGUACGUGGGCACAGAACGAGGUGUCCAGGCCUACUACAGGCCCUCUUCCAGCCCGUCUGUCCAUGGUUUCCUGGGCGCUGCGGAGCUGGACAGACCCUUGGCUACUUUGUGGAAUUUGCUCUGCCAGCCGUCCAAGAGCCACAUGUAUCACCACUCUAUCCGCUCUGUGUGGACACGACCACUAGAUGACAGCACUCAGCUGGUCUAUCUGCUAACAGACCCGUCCACCUGUCACCUCAGCCAGCCACGGGACUUCUGCUGCAUCAGCAUCGAAUCCAAACAAGGCGGCCUGUGUGUGCUAGCCAUGCAGUCUGUGUUUGAAGAAUCUCUGCCCCGUCCCAGUGUGGAUGCUGUGCGAGGGGAGAUGAUGCCCAGCGCUUGGGUCCUUCAGCCCCUCAGACGUCGUGGUCAGGAAGUCACCCGGGUCACCUACCUGCUGCAGGUGGAUAUAGGGACUCCGUCCUUUCCUCACCGGCUGUUGAACACUGUAGCUAGAAGACAGGCAGCUGUCAUCGCGGAGCUCGACGCUCUCCUCGCGGCUCUGUGAAUCCACAGGACGCACGGAGGCACAUCAGCAGUGAGCACUUAGGCUAAACCGCCCCCAGCCUGGGAUUAGUCUCUCUUUCAAUUUGCACCCAAGCUUUAUUUACUUGACUUUUUUUUGAAGAGCACUGAUGUAAUGUUGAUAUUCAGAUUCAAAGUUGAUACUUUUUUUUUUUUUUUUUUAAAUAUGAGGGUAUUUUUAUAUGUUGAAACUGUGUUUUUAUAUUUGUACAUUAAUGUAUAUGAAUGCUUUUAACAAUCAUAAUCCUAUUUUACCAAAGAUGUUGUGGUUUUGAUAUAUUAUAGAGGUAAGGGAAUGAUUUAGAAGCAUGACCCACUCAGCAUAGCUAAUAUUAUAUUACAUUUUUAUACCACUAUAUAAAUAGCUAUUCCAGCCUGCAAAGCUGUUAAUUUCCCACAUCUUAUCAAUUCCCUGACAAGAUGAAAAAACUUCAACUGUUAGAAAUUUUAACUGUUAAGAUAGGGUCUAUAGAUUACUUAAAACUGCAUGGUUUGGAUGGGAUGUACAUUUACUACACAGCGUGUUUUCCACACCUCUAGCAAACUGUUUGCAAAUAUUUGUAUGCUUCGCUAAGGUGUAGGAUGGGUGGAAUUUACCAGAGAGGACAAUUCAGUGACAGCUACAAAGUUUAAGACACUCCCCAGGCAAACUAUGUGAAGGUCAGGCGAGUAUACAUUUCUGCAAAUGACACCUGAACUUGACACCUGGAUUGUCCUGAUGUGGUAAACCCCACUCAGGCAAACUCUUUAAGAAUUAUUUGCAACUACUGUUGAGCCCUAAUCUGCUAUGUGUGCAUGUUUAUCUCCCCAGGCACUGCAUAUUUUACACCACUCAACCACCCUCCCUCUGCAGAAAAUAUCCUCCAAAGACAGUUCUGCAGGAGGCUGUGUAGGUAGGCUAUUCUUUAGGUAGCAGGGUGGUGUAGUGAUACAGCAAAUCCCAUGCAAACAAAUGCUGAGAAUUAUUUGCAAUUGUGAUUUAGCCUGUAUGUUUGUUUAUCCCUUGACACUGCAAGUUUUACGCCACUAAAUGACACUCUGGGCAGAACAUGUACUCUAAAAACACUUUGUGUAAGCGGGGAAGCUAUAUGUAUGUAUAUUUCGGGCAGCAGUGUGGUAUUGGGACAACGGAGACUGACCUUCAACUGGACCCGGGUUCAGUCUCCUGUGUUGACAAGAAUUCACCCUGCUGAAGUGUCCUUGAGCAAGACCCUGAAACCCUACCAGCUCCAUUGGUGCUGUUCUGUAGCCGACUCUGACCUCCCUGUGUUUGGAGGCAAGCGGAAGCAGAUUUUCUGAAUUAUAUGUCUAAAAAAAAUACAAAAUUAUUAUCAUCAUUAUUAAAGCUGCAUUACGAUAAAAAUCACUAUGGUACCCCCAAAUCUGUAUAAGCUGAGUUAUAAGGUUUUUUGUUCUUAUCUGCAGUAUUUAUUUUCGUUCCUACUGUCCUCCUGUUUAAAAUGCUGUUGAUUGUGUGUUAUAGCUCUGAUUGCUUUGAAUAUGCAGAGCACGCCACUGUGUUUACAGUUGCUUGCACAAAAUGGUAAAUGCAUUUGUGAAGGUUCAUUUUUUUUCCCCAGUGUUGUACAGUUUUUAAACUAUGCAGAGGCUGAUCAAAGGCGUAACUAUCCUUAGUCAAAGCUGGGUCGGCUGAAUCCAGAUAUGAAGCCAUAUAAUUUACAGUAGCAGAAGGAUCGGGACUUUUUUGGCAUUGCAGCUGCAGCACUCAGUUUGUGACUCAAGAAGUUCCCGGGGGAACCAAAGAGGAAGAACACAAAAAAAAAAAAAAAAAAAGAGACUGAAGUUAAGAUUUCCCUGUGAUGGAGAAUGAA
Messenger RNA from Myripristis murdjan (pinecone soldierfish), 12967 nucleotides. RefSeq names its product StAR-related lipid transfer (START) domain containing 9 (gene stard9). The record is from RefSeq and is a predicted model, not a curated record. Gene Ontology annotation, biological process: microtubule-based movement. Lineage: Eukaryota; Metazoa; Chordata; Actinopteri; Holocentriformes; Holocentridae. Gene Ontology annotation, molecular function: microtubule motor activity; lipid binding; ATP binding. Bases 193 to 11118 code for a protein of 3641 amino acids. The transcript is spliced from 32 exons.